Perca fluviatilis (European perch) is the source of this 2109-nucleotide messenger RNA. It is a transcript of the gene dmrt2a, whose product is annotated as doublesex and mab-3 related transcription factor 2a. The transcript is spliced from 4 exons. Bases 303 to 1868 code for a protein of 521 amino acids. Gene Ontology annotation, biological process: sex differentiation; regulation of transcription by RNA polymerase II. Lineage: Eukaryota; Metazoa; Chordata; Actinopteri; Perciformes; Percidae. Gene Ontology annotation, cellular component: nucleus. Gene Ontology annotation, molecular function: DNA-binding transcription factor activity, RNA polymerase II-specific; RNA polymerase II cis-regulatory region sequence-specific DNA binding. The record is from RefSeq and is a predicted model, not a curated record.
GACAGAGAACGCAGACUGAAGCGGUUCAUAGGAGUGGCGCUGAGAGUGUGUGCCUCAGAGGAAACUUGGAUCUGUUCGGAGUGUGACGCUCAUUUAUCCACUCAAUUAACAGCUAAUUACAAGCCUGUUCUGGAGCCUGGACUGUGUGUUUCUUUGUGUGUGUGUGUGUGUGUGUGUGAGAUUUAUCCUGGUGCUUAACGACGUCCCACACUGCUGUUAAAACCCCUGGACCCGACCGCUGAAUCAACUUCUGGAGACAUACACUGGGUGUACGGACAGCCUGGCGGAGGACUCGGGCAGAUAUGUCAGACAACGCCGGUUGCGAGUUUGAAAUCGACGUGGAGAGCCUGGAGACGGAGAGCGACGACCUGGCAGACUCGUGCAGCCGCCCCGGCUCUGCCCCGCUCGAGGACGACGGAGACGGAGACGGAGACGGCGGCAAGGGCGACGACAAGCAGGGCCCCAGCGGCCCCAUGUGUCCGGGCGAGCAGAGGAAGCUGAGCCGGACGCCGAAGUGCGCUCGCUGCCGUAACCACGGCGUGGUGUCCUGCCUGAAGGGACACAAGCGCUUCUGCCGCUGGAGGGACUGCCAGUGCGCCAACUGCCUGCUGGUGGUGGAGAGACAGCGGGUGAUGGCUGCGCAGGUGGCCCUAAGGAGGCAACAAGCCACUGAGGAUAAGAAAGGAAUAUCUGGGAAGCAAAUCCCAGCAGAGAGGAGGACGAUAUAUCAGCGACACAUUCGACCGUCCACCAUGCUCGCCAAAAGCAUCCUCGAAGGAUACCGUCCGGUGCAGUCUGAUCCAUUCCUGGCGGCCAACCCGUCUCUCCCCCCGCCGCUGAGCGAUCGCAUGAGAAAGAGAAGGGCCUUCGCCGACAAGGAGCUGGAAACCAUCAUGCUGGAGCGGGAGUACAAAGAACGAGAGCUGCUGGAGAACAGCCAGGCGACCUCGCUCAUCUUCCCUAACAGCAUGGCUCACCACGCUGCAGAGUACAACUACAAGACGGCCUACUCGCCAGCAGCUCAGGUUGAGCCCCAGCCCAAAGAGCUGUGCAACUUCCUUGGCCCUAACUGCCUGGAUCUGUCCAUGCAGUACCCCGCCAGCUCAGCCAACGUCGAGCUCAUCUCCUCCAACGUCAGCGUGGCGACCACGUACCGCCACUACCCGCUGCAGCCGUCACGAGGCGGCUUCAUGAUGUGGCCCCGCGGUGCAGCCAACCUGGGCGACGCCCUGCUCUACCAGCAGUGCCUGUUCAAUGCCACGGCGGUGCAGAACAUGAAGCCAGGUGCUGUGUGGGAGCCCAAGGCGAUGCCUGCUGAAAGCCAGCCGCCGGAGCAGGAGGCCGCCCUCGCUGCUAAACUGGAAGGAUCCCGAGCAGCUGCGCUGCAGGACUCAUCAGACCGUCUACGGGCUGAUCCCAAACUUCACGGUGUCACCCAGGGGGGCCAGAGGGAGUGCUCAGCCUUCUCUCCACUCAAGAGGAGCUUUGGACAAUCCUUCCCCAACAACUCUCAUUCCCAAAACUCCAGCCAAGUCCUGAACAAGCUGAGCAAGGACAGCGCUAAGCUUUCCAUGAAACUCAACUCCUUUCAAUCCCUCAUCCAGCACUCGCUGAGUGAGAAAACCAGUGGCGGGGCCGGGCUGGAGCUCAGGGCUCCAUACUGCAAAGAGCUCUUAGAGGAGGCCGCCCGAAAGUUCAGGGAGGGCUCCGCCAAGGACAUUCAGGCCGCCAAAAUCAGUGACAGGUACGCCAAAGACUUUCUGUCCAAACCUGUGGGGACCAAGAUGGCAUCCAGUGAGUCUCUGUCCUUCUCUGUGGAGGCCAUACUGAAGAGACCCACACCUGCCAUGAGUCGAGCAUUCCAUUAAUUUCCAUUAAGUGUCUUUUCUUGCACUAUAAACUUCAGGUUUAUCUCAGUUAGAGGACAUCUCAGAGUUUUGGUUUUGGGGUCAAACUAAGUCUAAUUAGACAAGCUAGAAAAUAUAUAUAUAUUUCCCAAUGUAAUAUUUAUGUACUGUAUAUAUUUUCCAUGUGCAUGUUUUAAUAACUUUAUUGUGUAGAGUAUUUAAACAUCCCAAUGUUUUCCUCAUGUCAAUAAACUUUAAACGA